Molecule: messenger RNA, 2777 nt
Organism: Candoia aspera
Lineage: Eukaryota; Metazoa; Chordata; Lepidosauria; Squamata; Candoiidae
Gene: IFT70B
Product: intraflagellar transport 70B
Exons: 1
Coding region: 33-2039 (668 amino acids)
Biological process (GO): intraciliary transport
Cellular component (GO): intraciliary transport particle B; axonemal microtubule
Molecular function (GO): protein binding; intraciliary transport particle B binding
Source: RefSeq, a predicted model, not a curated record
GUUGGUUGCAUGUAGCCGGAGGCUUGGGCAGGAUGGCCACUGGGGUGGCCUCUAUCGCCGACGGGGAAUUCACGGCGGCGAUUUACGGGCUGAUCCGGGCCGGGCGGUUCGCGGAGGCGGUGGGGAUCUUAAGCAGCGAGUUGCAGAGGAGCUGCCGGUCGCGGGCCGGCCUCUCGCUGCUUGGCUACUGCUACUACCAACUGCAGGAUUUCCCGGCGGCGGCCGAGUGCUAUGAGCAGCUGGGGGUGCUGCACCCCGAACUCCACGAGUACCGGCUCUAUCACGCGCAGGCGCUCUACAAGGCCGGGCUCUACGGCGAGGCCCUGCGCGCCACCGUCCCGUUGCUCGACGUCCCGGCCUUCCAGAGCCGAGCGCUGCGCCUGCAGGCGGCGGCCCACUACGCCCAGGGCGACCUCUCCAGCGCCAAGGCCCUGGUGGAGCUGCAGCUGGCAUCCGCCACCGAAGGCAGCCCCGGCGCCCCCGAGGACCCCUCCGAGCUGCCAGAUGCGGAGGUGAACAUGGGCUGCCUGCUCUACCGCGAAGGGCAGCACGAGGAAGCCUGCAGCAAGUUUGCCUCUGCCAUGCAAGUGCUGGGCUACUGCCCAGAGCUGUCCUACAACAUGGCACUGUGCUGCUAUGCUGCCAAGCAGUAUGCCCCUGCCCUGAAGCAUAUUGCGGACAUCAUUGAGCGUGGCAUGCAGCAGCAUCCAGAGCUGAGUGUGGGGACGAAUACUGAAGGCCUGGAUGUCCGCAGCGUGGGCAAUACAUUGCUCCUGCAUCGGACAGCCCUGGUGGAGGCCUUCAAUCUGAAAGCUGCCAUUGAAUACCAGCUGUGCAACCUACAGGCAGCUCAGGAGGCCCUUACAGAUAUGCCCCCUCGGGCUGAGGAGGAGCUGGACCCAGUCACUUUGCACAACCAGGCUCUAAUGAACAUGGACAGGAGACCCACAGAAGGCUUUGAGAAACUUCAGUUCCUUCUGCAGCAGAACCCUUGCCCGCCAGAAACAUUUGGGAAUUUGCUGCUUCUGUACUGCAAAUAUCAAUACUAUGACCUUGCUGCAGAUGUGCUGGCUGAGAAUGCUCACUUGACCUAUAAACUUCUCACACCUUAUUUGUACAACUACUUAGAUGCUAUGAUUACCUGCCAAACUGCCCCUGAUGAGGCAUUUCAUAAGCUUGAUGAACUGGCAGGGGCUCUAACAGAGCAGCUGAGAAAGCUGACCAAGGAGGUACAGGAGUCUAGGAAAAAUCGAGAUGAUGAGGCUCUAAGGAAAGCUGUGAAUGAGUAUGAUGAGACAUUGGAGAAAUACGUUCCUGUCUUUAUGGCCCAGGCCAAGAUUUAUUGGGACAUGGAGAACUAUCCCAUGCUGGAGAAAAUGUUCCAUAAGUCAGUAGAUUUCUGCAAGGAUCAUGAAGUAUGGAAACUUAAUGUGGCUCAUGUACUAUUCAUGCAAGAGAACAAAUACAAAGAGGCAAUUGGUUUUUAUGAGCCCAUUGUAAAAAAACACUAUGAUAACAUCCUUCAAGUUAGUGCCAUUGUUUUGGCUAACCUGUGCGUUUCUUAUAUUAUGACUAGUCAAAAUGAAGAAGCAGAGGAGCUGAUGAGAAAGAUUGAAAAGGAAGAAGAACAGCUUUCUUACCAUGAACCUGAUAAAAAGAUCUAUCAUCUCUGUAUUGUCAAUCUAGUUAUUGGGACUCUCUACUGUGCCAAAGGAAACUUUGACUUCGGCAUUUCUAGAGUGAUUAAGAGUUUAGAACCUUAUAACAAAAAGUUGGGCACAGAUACUUGGUAUUAUGCUAAAAGAUGUUUCUUGUCACUGUUAGAAAAUAUGUGUAAGCAUGUGAUCAUGGUGCGGGACAGCGUCAUUCAAGAAUGCAUCCAGUUUCUUGAGCACUGUGAAGUGUACGGCCGAAAUAUCCCGACGGUGAUAGAACAACCCCUUGAGGAAGAGAAGAUGCACAGUGGGAAGAACACCGUUACCUAUGAAGCCAGGCAGCUGCGGGCACUGAUGUAUGAAGUUAUUGGGUGGAAUAAGUAACUGCCGUAGCAUUCACAUUAAAAAUGGCCCAAGUCAAAAGAUCAGUGAAUCGUGAUGGCAGUGUUGACUAGGUUUCUGAUCAACGUUUGUAGUACUUGAAAUGAAAAGUGGUGAUGCAGUACAGUUGUGUUGUAAAAAGUUCACAGGAUUUUGAAUUGACUUGGAAUUAUAGGGUAACACUUUUCACCCUUUUAAAAAAUGCUUUUAUUAAAUGAGCUUCCUUUUCAAAUAUAUUAUAGGUAUUUUUAACAAAAGAAGGAACAGAUCUAUAAAAUUGGAAUGUUGUGCUGUCCAAUUAUUGAGUAGUACAAUGGAAUGAAUUUGUUAUGAGAGAUGGGGGUGGAGGAGUAUGUAUAUGCUGUAUUUUUCCAAAAGUGAUUUGACUGCAACAUUUCAUUUAAUCCAGGCCUGUAAGCAGCCCUUUGAAAAUACCAAAAGCACCUUUCAAAUAAGUAUCAUUUGGAAGAUGAAAUUGUCAACUUAAGCCAACUUAAUUGCUAAAUUUGGUAAGGGCAGAAAAUUACCUCUAAAUGAUGUCAACCUUUUGAACAGUUUAAAUUUUAUUGUAUGUGUGUUUAAUCCUUUCACACUAAUGCAAGUUGCGGUUACUUGGACACUUGCGGGUAUUCAAGCCCUAGUUUGAAGCAAUAAAAAUGUUUUUUAAAAAGUAGCAUGAUUUAAAUUUUACCAGUACCAACAUGGGAACAGAUGCAAUAUGUAUUUUCCCACAUUACUCUG